Messenger RNA from Talaromyces stipitatus ATCC 10500, 3021 nucleotides. Its product is annotated as peptidase family M20/M25/M40 protein. The transcript has 2 exons. The record is from RefSeq and is a predicted model, not a curated record. Lineage: Eukaryota; Fungi; Ascomycota; Eurotiomycetes; Eurotiales; Trichocomaceae. Bases 1 to 3021 code for a protein of 1006 amino acids.
AUGGAUCAGAAUUCUCCUCCUCCGCCACCACCGCCGCCCAAGUCAGCGAUCCCUCGACGCGGGCCUCCUCUGGCGGCCCUUCGGACAGAUAUUGCUCAACAGCAGCAUCAGCAACCUCAAUUGCAAGCGCAAUCACAGCCGCAACAGCGCACACGUCCGGUCCUCCAAAAACCCCGCGUUCAACGCCUCCGACCCCCAGAAGCCGUCGCAAAUGAACCGCAAAGCGUACCACAGCAACCAGAGCCGACGAAGAGAGUGGCGUCAAAAACUAGUCUUCGGGGUCUGUUUGCGCGAAACAAAGCUUUGCGUGAAGAAAGGAAGACGGAAAACAGUCUCCCCGCGGUUGGGGAGAGACGUGGGUCAACCACCCCGUCAACCACGGUUCCGGACACCCCUCGCUCUGUCGCACAUACAAUAGCUUCAGGUUCGACAUUGCAUGCGUCGUCGCAGGUAGCUACCCCGACAGAGUCAACGUUCAAUGUGGAAACGCCGAAUAAGAGUACGAGGGUGAGACCGGAACUGAAAUCGAAGGUAUCUUCGUCGUGGACACCCCCGCCGUUGUUCCAAGCAUACCCUCAGGCGUCAAAGCACGCACGGCUUGCGGUUCCUAAUAUAUCUCCAGAUUCUAUCUUGCGCAUCCACGCGACUCAAGCAGCCAAUCUCCGUAACCCUUCUCAACAGGGCGAGGCAGAAGGCGCAGAUGCUGAUACUACGAAAAAGAAUGGGAAAGCUGCAAGGGACAAGAAACCCGUCAGACGAGCUGGAUCCACCACGCUUGAUCAGAUCGUAUUUCUCAAAAAGAUCUUUGUGUUGGUAACGACGGGUUAUUUGCUACAAUACUCUGGGGAAGGAAACUAUGACAGACUACCGGAAAAGAUUAUGCGCCUCGGGCCAACUUCAGCUGCAUUUGCGAGUGACUCUAUUCCAGGGAAACAUCAUGUGCUGCAAAUAUCACAGAAAUCUACGGACGAUGGCGCGCCCGCUGCUGCCACAUCUGGACGCACGUUUUUAUCCAGGUUUGGCUUGCAGACUGCCGAAUCCCGGCGAGCCGUACGGACGUUUCUGGUCGUUAUGUCUAGUGCCCAGGAGAUGAAUAGCUGGCUCGUCGCGUUGAGGAAAACAAUUGAGUCACUAGGUGGGAAGAAACAUGUCCCGGAAACCGCUCCAGGAGAUGACAGCGAAGCUUCCGACGUGCCCAGCAAUACGUUACUAGCUCAUCGAGGCUCCCGACUUUUGGCUAGUCGCAAAUCGACUCUGAUAGAAUCUAAUCCGCCGUCUCCUUCGUCCGAUACAUUUCAAGGACAGUCCCCGGCAGCUUCUAAGAGGGAUUCAUAUCAAGAGGGAGACCAGCAGCAGCAACCCCGUGUUCCCAGUUUAGUCAAGGCGACCAAUCGACUUUCAAUCUCAAGUCCUUUGGAUAUAGUCACAAUCCCUACUGGCUUUGGGGAUUCUGAUAUAAUUUUUGAAAAUCCUCGAGAUGCUCCUCAACCGACACAAGGAAGCAGAACAACGCCCACCUCUCCACCGUCUGUGCCUCCGGCCGAGACUCUUGUCCAGACGCCUGCGACGACUCCAGGAAGAUUGCGCAAACAUUCAACUCCUACUACUGCGAGUAUGAAUCGACGUUCCCUGACCUCGUAUACUGCGACUCAGUUGGAGCGCCAAGGAGAGAUAGCUAGAGCUAGCCGUCCUCUGUCGUUUGUCGGAAGUGCCAAUACUUCUGCUCCGAAGGGUACAUCUGCUGCUCCGCAGCACCCAAGCAUUCCUGGUCCAAAUGUACGACUUUCUCUACUCCACGGUGAGAGCUCGCGGUCAGCGUUGUCGCAUGAUGCCACUUCGCGGAAGACGGCUACGACAGAGCCUACAUCAAAAGCGGCCGACAAAGCUUCGGAACAGGGCCCAGCCGGUGUAAAAGAAGAUUCAAUUCCUUCAACACAAAAAAGGCAUUCAUUGAUCUCAGGUCGAAUAACAACUACCACUAGUAGCUCGGCCAUCGCUACUGCCCGAACUAUUCCAACUAUCCCUCGGAAAUAUUCUUUAACGAAAACGGAAAGUUCCGAGCCGGCUACACCUGCAUCUACCACGCGAAGAUACUAUCAACAGCAUAAGUUACCUGAUAUAAACCAUACCCCUCGCCUACCCCAACAACAAAGAUCCUCACAGCUGACUCAAUCUCGACUUCCAUCUGUCACUGAAAGAGGGCGUCCUUUACCCCGGCUACCAAAGAUCAGCGGUGAAUCUUCGGAAACCACGACAGUCCCAUCAAGCAAUCUCGCUCAAUCUGCCUUGUCCAAAGACCGCGCAACCAAGGCGUCAGCUACUGCAGCGAAAGAUCGAAUACAACUACCACACCGGAGCACGCACCCUCCUACUUCCGAGGACCCAUCUAGCCUCCAAAGCAAAGCCUCAACACCCACAUCAUCCCCACGAACUCCACAAACGCCUAGAGAGGACUCCAGUCGGCGCAACUCAUACAUAAUGCCACAACCACAAUCACAACAAACCUCACCUCGCGCUACGACGCGACGAAAUCCAAACCUAUCAUUCUUACCACCAGCACCACCACCAAACGUCCCCCUCCCCGCAGUCCCAACACCAAACAUAGCGUUUCGGCAUAUCCCCUUAUGGCAAAGGAGACAUCUCCAACAACCAUCUACACAACCACCACAGUCACAAUUACCGCAGCCACCUCCGUUACAACGACAGCCACAACAACAAAAACAUCUACCUCGACCAUCUAUAUCAACCUCAUCAUUAGCAUCUUCCUCACCUCCUACUGCUGCUACAGCGAACCAACAACACUCCCGCCGCCGAAGCUCCGAAUUGCGGAGUUUACAUCUUCAAAUGGCGAAUAUGUUGAACGAUAGUAUCAUGCACAGGAAACAAUCUGAUAUUUCUGCUACGGGGGCCCCGACUACCACGGCUGAUGCAACGCCUACAUCUGAGUUUCCGCCACCAUAUAACGAUCCUUCACUGGCUUUUAAGGGGGACGUCAUCAUCACGGUAAUAACGGGCACCUGA